Gambusia affinis (western mosquitofish) is the source of this 2425-nucleotide messenger RNA. RefSeq names its product carbohydrate sulfotransferase 6-like. The record is from RefSeq and is a predicted model, not a curated record. The transcript is spliced from 2 exons. Gene Ontology annotation, molecular function: N-acetylglucosamine 6-O-sulfotransferase activity. The coding region runs from base 209 to 1387 and encodes 392 amino acids. Gene Ontology annotation, biological process: carbohydrate metabolic process; N-acetylglucosamine metabolic process; sulfur compound metabolic process. NCBI's taxonomy places the organism in Eukaryota, Metazoa, Chordata, Actinopteri, Cyprinodontiformes, Poeciliidae. Gene Ontology annotation, cellular component: Golgi membrane.
UCAGUACCAGUUCACCCAGUCCAGAGGACGGCACAGAGGUGGAGAGCUGCUGGAAGCCGUCAGUUAAAUAACAAACACAUUUAAGAAAAGUCGUCUCAAACCCGUGGAAGCUGAUCAACUUCAGCGUUAAUCAGUUGAAUUCGUCUCCACAAACUGAAUAACAACGCUGAUGUUCUCCUGCACUAGACGCUGACAGUGAUCUCCAGACAUGAGACCCUUCUUAAGAGUGAACUGCAACGCUCUGUUUUUCCUGGUGCUCCUGCAGGGGGCAGGAAUGGUGAUGUUCUUCAACUGGUGCUACCUACUCAGCCCUUGUGACUCUCCUCCUGUUGACCGCAAAGUUCACGUUUUGCUGCUGUCGUCGUGGCGAUCGGGUUCAUCCUUCCUGGGUCAGGUGUUUAGCCAGCACCCAUCUGUUUUCUAUCUCAUGGAGCCCACAUGGCACGUGUGGCGCACAAUGAGAAGUUAUGGUUCGAAGACUCUCCGGAUGGCUGUGAGGGAUCUAAUGCGGAGCGUGUUCCAGUGUGACUUCUCAGUGAUGGAUUCCUACUUGCCACAAAAUCGCAACACUUCCUCCCUCUUUAUGUGGCAUCAGAGUCGGGCACUGUGCUCGCCGCCAGUCUGUUCCGCCACAUUAUUUGGUCAGAUAAGCAACACGAAAGAGUGCCAAAAGGAAUGCCAGGGUCUAGAUUUUGAGAAGGUGACAAAUUCCUGCCAAAUUUACAGCCAUGUGGUUUUAAAAGAUACUAGAAUUUUUGAGCUGGAAUCCCUUUAUCCUCUUUUUCAAGACCCCAAUCUUGACCUACGCAUUGUUCAUCUUAUCCGAGAUCCUCGGGCUGUGUACAGGUCCAGAGAGGAGUCAGUUUCAUCCUUUAAGAUGGACAACGCCAUCGUCUUGGAGCACAGAGAUGCACCAGAAGCCCAGGAGCAGUUUGAAGUCAUGAAGAAAGUCUGCCAGAGUCACAUCCGGAUCAACAAAACAGCCACCCAGGACCCUCCUGCAUUCCUCAAGGGUCGCUACAAGCUGGUUCGCUAUGAAGAUGUGACACGCUACCCGCUUCAGGAGAUCAGUGAUAUUUAUGACUUUGUUGGUUUAAAGAUGACCAAAGAGUUGGAGGACUGGAUAGUUACAAUGACCCACGGAAAGGGGAAGGGCAACCUGAAUGAUGCUUUCGAGGUUAUCUCCAGAAACGCUGUCCAAGUGUCCCAGGCUUGGCGCCGCAUGCUGCCAUACGACAAGGUCAAACGCAUUCAGGAGGUGUGUAAAGAGGCCAUGUCAAUGCUUCGCUACAAGGCAGUUAACAGCAAAGAAGAGCAGAAGAGACUUGACAUGGAUCUGUACAUGCCAGAAAACCGAAAGGCUUUGCUUAAGCAUUGGGUAAAUUAGGGAGGUUUAGUGAAUGAAACACUUUUCUGUGUUCUGUAUUUCACUGGAUGAUGGGCUGGCUGAUUUAUUCUGUUUAAGAAGAUGCAUCUUCUGUUGUGGAUUAAAGUAUUUAUAUUAUAAUGUGCAAUUCUCGGGAAGUAUUAUUAUUAUUAUUGUUAUUAUUUGCUUGUUUUAUCUGGAUCAAAAUAGAGCAAAUUGUCUUUAGAAGCUCUUCAGAUUGUAAUCAUAUACAUUUAAAAACAGGACUUGUUUAAACAGUCACUCAGACAAUAACAGUCACUCAGACAAUAACAGUCGCUCAGUUGAAUCUCAUGCAACUUUUGCAUGAGAUUCAAAUGUUUUUCCAAAAAUACGAAUAAUUCGGUCCUACUGUGUGGCUACUUUGACUGAACAAAUUCUUAAAUUUUAAUUUGUGAGUAUAUGAAUUAAGGUUAUUAGUAAUUUAACUUUCUUUUGCUUUUACAUAAAUGAACCAGAAACAGAUGGGAGACGUAGAAUCUUCAUUCAGUCUGUAGAAGUAUUAAAUCAAAUGUAUUUUAAUUUAAUUGUAUUCUUUAUAAUCAAGAGCAGACACGAUCUUCUUGUUUUGACACUGAAUCUACUUCACUGUGAAUAAAAUGUGUCUCUGAUCCUUCAGUGGAUAUAUUUCACUUCACAGACUGUAUCAGCAUUAAACAUGAUUGUUUUUAUUUGAGGUUUUAAGUUUUGCUUCCCGCUCACCAUUUUGCAAAUUUUUGGUGCUUUUACUGUUUUGAUUGAAUUUUUGUCUAUUUUACUUAUCUUUAGGCAUCUGUCUUUCCAUGUAUUUUUCUUUUAUUCCUUUGAUUUAUUUUAUUUUUUUUAAAUCAUGUGGCAACAUUUUUAAACAGGGUUUGACAAAAUUAAUGGAAUCCAUUAAAAAUCGUAGAUGUUCAUCUUUGUUGGAAAAGCCUGGGGGUUCUGUAAUGCUUAUUCCACAUUGUGCCUGGAUGUGUUUGCUUAAAAUACAAUGAAGAUCAAAAGCUCAGUUUUGUGUAUUCCUUUUAUUUUGUUUCCCUA